Molecule: messenger RNA, 1629 nt
Organism: Abrus precatorius (Indian licorice)
Lineage: Eukaryota; Viridiplantae; Streptophyta; Magnoliopsida; Fabales; Fabaceae
Product: ubiquitin receptor RAD23b-like
Exons: 12
Coding region: 117-1220 (367 amino acids)
Biological process (GO): proteasome-mediated ubiquitin-dependent protein catabolic process; nucleotide-excision repair
Cellular component (GO): cytosol; nucleoplasm
Molecular function (GO): ubiquitin binding; proteasome binding; polyubiquitin modification-dependent protein binding
Source: RefSeq, a predicted model, not a curated record
ACUGAAAAGGAAAAAUAAAAGUGAAAAAGAAAAGAAAAGAGAGUGAGUGUCUAGGGUUUGGUUUGAAGUAGCGGAGCGGAGCUGAAUCGGAUUGGGAUCGGUGGUGUUGCCGAGGGAUGAAGCUCACUGUAAAGACUUUGAAAGGCAGCCAUUUCGAAAUUAGGGUUCAGCCCUCCGACACUAUUAUGGCUGUCAAAAAGAAUAUCGAAGAUGUACAAGGCAAAGAUAAUUACCCAUGUGGACAGCAAUUAUUGAUUCACAAUGGUAAGGUUUUGAAAGAUGAAACCACUUUAGCAGACAAUAAGGUAUCUGAAGAUGGCUUUCUUGUUGUCAUGCUUAGUAAGAGUAAAACCUUGGCAUCUGCAGGCACUUCAUCAACUCAGUCUGCUAGCAACCCUCCUGUUGCAGUAUCAACACCAAAUUCUGCGUCUCUAGUGCAAACUCAGUCUGCAAACAACAUUGCAUCUGCAACAGAUGUCACAACUUCAAAUGUGACUACAGACACUUAUGGUCAGGCUGCUUCAAAUUUAGUUGCUGGUAGUAAUCUUGAGCAGACUAUUCAGCAAAUUAUGGACAUGGGUGGUGGCAGCUGGGACAGAGAUACAGUUAGUCGUGCUCUUCGAGCAGCUUACAAUAACCCAGAGCGUGCUGUUGAUUACUUGUAUUCUGGAAUUCCUGAAGCAGCGGAAGUUUCUGUACCAGCUGCUCCUUACCCUAAUAGUCAGUCAAUUGAAACAGGUGGGGUCACUGGUGGAGCUGUUCCUGGAGCUCCUAACUCAUCCCCCUUGAAUAUGUUUCCACAGGAGACGAUUUCAGGUGCUGGAGCUGGAAUUGGAUCUCUUGACUUUCUUAGAAACAAUCCCCAGUUUCAAGCAUUGCGUUCGAUGGUGCAAUCCAAUCCACAAAUUCUGCAGCCUGUACUUCAGGAACUUGGAAAACAGAAUCCUAGUCUCUUAAGACUAAUUCAAGAGCAUCAUGCUGAGUUUCUCCAGUUGAUAAAUGAACCUGUUGAGGGUUCUGAAGGUGAUAUAUUUGAUCAGCCAGACCAAGACAUGCCUCAUGCCAUAAAUGUGACCCCAGCUGAGCAGGAGGCAAUUGGAAGGCUUGAGGCGAUGGGAUUUGAUAGAGCCUCAGUCAUUGAGGCAUUUUUGGCGUGUGACCGUGAUGAGCAAUUGGCUGCCAACUACUUACUGGAAAAUGCUGGGGAUUUUGAGGAUUAAAUCACUAACCUACAAUGAAUUAUAGUUUUGUUCGGCCUUCUUUUAUUUUGGGGUGAGGAGGUGCAUUUUUUUCCCCAUGAUGUGGCUUUUUUGGCAAAUUUGCGUGGGUAGAGUUUUGGAUUUGGAUUGACGUAUUUAACCAAUAUAGUUGAUUAUUACUCAUGAUUUUAGAAUGGUUUAGUUUAUAUUACAGCAUUUCUAGUUGUCUUCCGUGAUCAGGUCUCAAAUCACUAAUUGUAAGUUAAUUUAUUGGUACUAUCGUAGCAUUUUAAUUGUCACCAAUGUUAGAUUUCUGCAUUGCGGCAGAUUCUGAUCUAUUUUCGAUAUGUAUUUGUCUUUUCAACCCUUCGUUCCUUAUAUUUGGUAUAUAUUUGGGUAGGGAAAAAGGACCCGACUAUCAUGUUGGAAC